GCAUCGGCACCCCAGUACAUAGUAGGCAGACCAUUGGCGUCCCCGACUCCAACUAACUGGCCCCCGGAGGAAUUACUGGCACUGGGUAUAAAGCAUCAACUCUUAUCACAUCUCGGAUAAAUAGGGUAGGGCUGCCUAUCAAGGCGUCAUGGUUUCCUUUGAGUAGUGACAUCAAGUUCAUGGUGGAUCGAUAUAAAACUAUUGGGGGGUUGUUCUCGUACAUUUUCUGGCUUCUCAUACUUACCACACCCGUUUUGUUCUUUUUCACUCCGGGAUCUCUUUCACCAUGUACGGCAGAAUAACAUUUGUUGCCGGCCUUGCCGUUGCAAAUGCACUCAUUCCGGACCUCCACAUGCGACAGGCUGGCGGCAGCCCCAAGCCUACUUCUUCGCCCACGGGUGGAGGCAGCUUGGGUGGAAGCAGCAGGGGCCCCGGAUCUGGCUCGAGCUCUGGUGCCAGUUCGGGGGGUGGCUCGUCCGAAGCUACGGGUACUAUUAGUGCUUCCCUUCCCAUCGACACCAACUUUAGCCCAGAGCCGUUUUCAUUCAACGAGGCGGCGACGGUCAACUCUGAGGCGCUCGCCUCAGCUGCAUCGAUUGCAGGGACUCCCGCAACCGAUAUCCCUGGUGCUACGAUUCCUGCUCAGCCUCUUGUCAGCCCCAACCCGGAGACAACUCAUGGAAAUUUCACUGGCACUGCUACCGUAACGGGUGCAAUUGCAAAGGGAGCAUUGAAUGGCACUAUCUCGGCCCUCCCACCCAACCGUGAAGCAACAGUGUUCAAAGCGAAUGGCAUUCUUCAGAGCAACCAGACGAUCCCCUUCCAGCCAGCUGGUGGGCUCGGAACCAAUGGCACCGAGCCGGUAUACCGCGUUCAGUCCGACUUUGAUUACCAGUCGCUACUCCUUGGCCUCUAUCAGGAGUGGAUCGAGCUAGAUCUUUUCAAAGAUAUUCUGAACCGCUUCUCCGAAGCCGACUUUGCCAAGCUGAACCUAACCGCCAGCGACCGCUUCCUGGUCGAGUUUAUGGCCGAGCAAGAGAACGGCCACGCUACUCUCGUGAGCAAUCUCCUCGGCGGCCCCGGUGGAUCAACCCCACAGUGUAGCUACCACUACCCCUACGAGACCCUGCACGAAGCUUUCGACUUCGCCGCCAAGCUUACUCAAUGGGGCGAGUCUGGUGUCUGGGGUUUCCAAGCACAUCUAGAUUCGCGCGAGUCAGCCCAGCUCCUCGACCAGUCCAUCGCAACAGAAGGCCGCCAAGCGAUGAUUUUUCGCCAAUUCGCAGGCCUCUUCCCAAUGCCCGUCUGGUUCAAGACGGGCAUCCCACAGUCAUGGGCCUGGACCUACCUUGCCCCAUACAUUGCCUCCUGCCCAUCCAACGCCAAGCGUCUCGCCUGGCAGAACUUCCCGGAACUGCACAUCCUGAACCAGCCUAACACAGCCCUCGUGAACGCCUCGCAAGGUGCCAGCGCAGCAAGACCUGGGAAUACUACCAAGAUCUCCAGCAAUGAAACCGUAGGCUGGGGUCCUGCCGCUCCGGGCAGUGACGCAGCGGCAGGAAAUGCUUCUUGCACUUUGACCAACAAGACCGGCAACUCCUGCGAGGGCUCCGUUUCCCAGAACCGCUCGAUCCCAUUGUCCUUCCCAGGACGCCAGGUCUUCUUAUCCUGGGAUGCGCCUGGAAAGCCUGUAGGACCUAAUAACUCCUACGUGACGAGCACGCUGGCCAAGGAUCCCAAGUUCGUGGUUUGGGUAUCGCAACUCAACGUCACGUACUCGCCGCUAGAGGACAUCAAGUUGGUGCCGAACGGAACAAGCAGUGGGACGACGCUGCAGCCCGAUAUUAGCACGUUUGAAGGCGACCCAGCGAUUAAUGGUACUAUGUUUAUUGGACUUACUGAUACGGAUGCGCCGUUCUCGAUGUUUAACCUUACCUCUGUCAAUCCGCAUGUCGUUGCUUUGGGGCUGUAUCAAGCGGGAUAAGCAGGCGAUUUGCGAUGGAGUAAGGCGGUAUCAUAGUUAGUAAUAGAUAAUACUCGUACUCUUGUAAUAUAAUACGCAC
Messenger RNA from Pseudogymnoascus destructans, 2063 nucleotides. RefSeq lists its product as uncharacterized. Lineage: Eukaryota; Fungi; Ascomycota; Leotiomycetes; Thelebolales; Thelebolaceae. Bases 287 to 1984 code for a protein of 565 amino acids. The transcript has a single exon. The record is from RefSeq and is a predicted model, not a curated record.